CUUUCCCCAGACCCUGCUCCUCUCCCUGGGCGCAGAUUUUUAUCUGCGCUCUUCUGGGUGCCUCUAGUCCAAACCUCUCCAAACGACAUGGAAGAAUUUUUGCAACGUGCCAAAUCUAAGCUGAAUCGAAGCAAACGCUUGGAAAAGGUCCAUGUGGUGAUUGGACAUAAAUCAUGUGACUUGGAUUCUCUCAUUUCUGCAUUCACUUAUGCUUACUUUCUAGACAAGGUCAGUCCACCUGGGGUUCUCUGUUUGCCUGUGCUGAACAUACCAAGAACUGAAUUCAACUACUUCGCUGAAACACGAUUUAUUUUAGAAGAACUAAAUAUCUCUGAUUCAUUCCACAUAUUCCGAGAUGAAAUUAAUCUGCAUCAGCUAAAUGAUGAAGGGAAGUUAUCUAUAACACUUGUUGGCAGCAAUGUGCUGGCAAGUGAGGACAAAACUUUAGAAUCAGCAGUUGUCAAGGUCAUUAAUCCAGUUGAGCAGAGUGAUGGUGCUCUUGAGUUCCGAGAGUCUUCCUCCUCCCUCGUGGUAAAAGAGAUUCUCCAGGAGGCUCCUGAACUCAUCACUGAGCAGCUGGCUCAUCUCCUCAGAGGUAGCAUCCUUUUCAAGUGGAUGACCAUGGAAUCCGAGAAGUUCUCAGAGAAGCAGGAAGAAAUUCUUUCUAUCCUGGAGGAAAAAUUUCCUAGCUUGCCUCCAAGAGAAGACAUAAUCAGCAUCUUGCAGGAGACCCAAUACAGUGCUCAGGGUUUAAGUAUUGAACAGACAAUGCUGAAGGAUCUAAAGGAACUGUCAGAUGGAGAAAUAAAAGUGGCCAUUAGUACAGUGAACAUGACUCUUGAGAACUGUAUGUUUCACAGCAACAUCGCCAGUGAUUUGAAAGCAUUUACAGACAAGUUCGGUUUCGAUGUCCUCAUCUUGUUGGCCCGCUCCCAGUCAGAGGAGCAGCAGCAGCCAAGACAGCAGGUGGCCGUGUACUCUGAGAACUUAGAGCUGUGCAGCCAGAUCUGCUGUGAACUGGAGGAGUCCCAGAACCCGUGCCUAGAGCUAGAGCCCUUUGAAUGUGGCUGUGACGAGAUCCUGGUGUAUCAGCAGGAGAACCCGUCAGUGACUUGCGACCAGGUGGUUCUCCUUGUCAAGGAAGUCAUCAAUAGGAGAUGUCCAGAGAUGGUCUCCAACAGCCGGACGUCCUCCACGGAAGCUGUGGCUGGCAGCGCCCCACUCUCCCAAGGAUCUUCUGGGAUUAUGGAGUUGUAUGGUUCUGACAUAGAGCCACAGCCCAACUCUGUGAAUUUCAUAGAAAACCCUCCAGAUCUUAAUGAUUCUAACCAGGCCCAGGUAGAUGUCAACAUAGACCUUGUCAGCCCAGAUAGCGGAUUGGCCACCAUUAGGAGCAGCCGUUCAUCCAAGGAGAGUUCGGUUUUCCUCAGUGAUGACAGUCCAGUGGGAGAAGGUGCUGGACCUCACCACAAUCUCCUCCCAGGGUUUGACUCCUAUAGUCCCAUCCCUGAAGGGGUAGUAGCAGAGGAGCAUGCACGGUCUGGAGAACAUGGUGAACACUUUGACCUCUUCAACUUUGACCCAGCACCCAUGGUUUCUGGACAGUCCCAACCAUCUUCCCAUUCUGCAGACUACUCCCCAGCAGAUGAUUUCUUUCUGAACAGCGAUUCCUCAGAAGGACAGCCUCCCACGGGCCCUAAAGGACUGGAGGGGAUGGGGAUCGACAUGUCUAAUUAUUCAUCUAGUUCACUCUUGUCAGGGGAUGGCAAAGAUAGUCUUGCAGAGUUUGAUGAGGAGUUUGCCCAAAGACAAGAAAGUCCCAGAGAUGACUCUGAAAGAAAUUUGAACCUAACAGAUUUCAUGGGAGAUGAACCUUCUUCACCAGAAAGACUGAAAAAUAUUGGAAAGAGGGUCCCCCCAACACCCAUGAAUAGCUUUGUAGAACGAUCACCAUCCACUGAAGAGCCAGCUCUACUCUAUCCAGAAGAUAUGACCCAAAACGUAGUUAACUCAGGCCACCUAGAACCACCUCAGACCCGUGCACGGUGCAGCAGCUGGUGGGGUGGUUUGGAAAUGGACUCUAAAAAUAUUGCAGAUGCAUGGAUUUCCAGCGAACAAGAAUCUGUCUUCCAGAGCCCUGAGUCCUGGAAAAAUCGUAAACCAAGCUCAGUUGAUAGGAGAGCCUCAGAGUCUGUAUUUCAACCAAAGGGCCUUGAAUUCUCGAAGUCAGAUCCCUGGGAGUCUGAAUUCGCUCAGCCUGGUGUGGGCAGCAAUAAUAUUCAAAACCAAAAUGAGGAUAACUUGCAGUUUCAGAACCUGCCUGCUGAGAAAUCACAUUUGUCUAAUGCUUCUCCUCAGGGAACAAGCCACCUGAUAGAAGACUUUGCUACCUUGUGGCCUUCUAAUCGCUCUCCCACAACAAUGCCUGAGUCUUGGGGAAAUCCUACAGAUGAUGGUGAGCCAGCUGCUGCAGUGCCAUUCCCAGCCUGGGGUGGGUUUAGUAAAGAAGAUGGUGAAGCUUUGAAAAAUACCUGGAAUCUGCAUCCAACGAGUAAUGAGACUCCUCCUGUGAGGGACCUGAAUGAGUGGGCCAUGACAAAAAGUGGAUUUUCUUUUCCUGCUGAAGACCUGGGCAAUUCACUGGGCAAUUCACCCAGUGAGGCAGAUAACGAAGGAGCUCCACAGAUCUGGGACAAGAAGAACCAUGACUCCAGGGAUAAGAGCCUGAUAUCUAGAAAUCCCACAUCUGAUCUGGAGCAUACAUGGAACACUUCUAAGUCAGCAAAGGAAGAUCAGAAUGGUUUGGUGGAUCCAAAAAUCAGGGGGAAGGUAGAUUCUUGGAACUUAUUUGAGGAGAGUAACAAAAAAGGAGGGUCAGAUGGCCUCGCUCCUUGGGAAGAUUCCUUCUUAUCGUAUAAAUGUUCUGACUACAGUGCUUCCAACAUUGGAGAAGACUCGGUGCCUUCCCCCUUAGAUACCAACUACUCCACCUCUGACUCUUAUACAUCACCCACAUUUGGUGGAGAUGAAAAAGAAAUUGAAAAUAAGUCAUUUGCUAAAGAAGGAGGUCUUGAGUCAAAAGAUGCUAGUUCUACUGCAGAGGAAACAGAAAUGCCCCCUCAGCCACCACAGCAGCCACCUAGAAAUCGAAUUAGUUCAGAUCCUGGGAACCUAAAGAUGUGGGCUUUACCUCACGCAGAUGGUAGUUCUGAAAGCAAUGCCACUCCUGACCCAGAUCAAGCUUUACUCAAGACAGAGCCUGUAGAGGAUAAGAAUACCUCUGCAGGAAAUGACCCUGGGGAAAGCAGCCAGUCCAGUUACGAUGACCCCAACAUGAUGCAGCUGUACAAUGAAACAAACCGCCAGCUCACGCUUCUGAGCAGUAACACCAACUCCCGGCAGACUGCCCCCGAUGGUCUGGACUUGUGGAACGGAGUGAUUCUGGAGGACACUCAGUCCACAGCAACCAUCUCAGAUAUGGAUAAUGAUUUGGACUGGGAUGACUGUAGUGGGGGUGUGGCGAUCCCUGGUGAAGGUCAAGCACAGGGUUAUGUGGCUGAAGGUACUGAACCUGAAACCCGAUUUUCAGUGAAACAGCUUGAACCAUGGGGUGUGGAAUAUCCAGAAGCAAAUCAAGUAGACUGGGAACUCCCUAUUUCCUCUGAGCACAGCAAGGACUCUGCCCUCAAUGACCAUGACACAUUGAAUGAGAAAAGUGGACAGCUGAUUGCAAACAGUAUUUGGGAUUCUGUCAUGAGGGAGAACAAUAUGCCAUCACUAAUGUUACCAGACCCAUUGCAUGUUACAGCCAUACCACAAAGCAGAUCACUUCCUGAAACUCCCAGCUCACCAGAAAAGGUUAAGGAGAGUCAUCUCCGAGAUGUGCUAGAAGCCUCUGGAGUUAGUGAGUCAGGAGCACUUACUCCUGAUCCCCACAAGCAGGACACAUCCAGGGGAACCCUGAUUAGUGACACAGCAACAUUGGUGACCGCAUUUGAGAAUCCAGGGCAUUUUGCAUGCCAAGAUCCAUGGAAAGAUCCUAGCUACGGACAAAGUGAAGUUGAGACAGAAUCUCAUGGAGUCACUGAGAAGGAGAACCUUGGUGAGGCAGAGGUGCUGGAUGGAGUCUCGGACAUUUCUGGGAAAGGGCAAGAUGACAAAGAAUGCUCUCCCCUAGCUGCAUCUGAUCAUCAAGAAAUCUGCUAUGAAUUAGGCAGAGUCAGCCCUCUUUCAGUCACUUCCAGUCCUCAGUCAGAGGUGCCCCAGGAGGUUUUAGAACAUGAGAUAGGGUCAUUGAAUUUAGAACACUGUGAUGUGCAAAUAGAGGUGUCCACAAAUCACCUGCAGGUACAAGAGACCUGUGAAAAUCACCUCACAAAUCACAAAAAUUCCUGUGAAACUACUGAAAUUUCAGGUAGACUGAAUUUAACAAAAAAUAUAUCUUCACCUGAAUUGAAUCUUGGGAAAACUGAAGAAUGUAACAUUCUGGAGUCAGAGAGAAUGACCCAAGAGUCUUCUCGUGAACAUCCUCAAAGUCCCAAUGUUUGGGGUGACCAUAUAGACAAUGAUGUGCAGGUCAAUUACACAGAUUCUGAAAUAACUAAGAAUCUUGAAGUUAAUAGCAUUGAGAACAGCUCCCUGGGAGCCAAUUCAUCUGCAAAUUAUGACAGAGACAGUAUUUCUAGUGAGUGUACACAUUCAAGUGCAUCGACUCCUGAUUUAAAUGAUUCUUUAGCUGCAUUGUCUUCUUGGGGCCAGGAACCCAAUGCUGAGCAUCAGAAGGUGAAGCGAGAUAAUUUGAGUAAAAAAGAUCACCAAGAAUCUGAACUUAUUAUUACUGAUGGCCAAGAAAUUACUGAAAUGAAGGACCUGGAGAAAGACAGAAUGGACAGGUUUGAAAAGAGCUUAGAUCACAAGGUUCCUAAGUUUUUAGAGGUUUGGAAUGACUCAAUAGGUGGUGAUUCCCUCUCCUCUUUAUCUAGCCCUGAAAUGGGAAAAUAUCCUGAUAAUUCAGGGACACAUGAGGAAAAAAAUCUAGUGGUGAGCCAUCCUGAAAAAACUGUAUGUGAUAGUCCUGAAACUGUUCAGCCAGAGGAUGCCGAGUUUAUUUCAACAAACUCAGGUUUUGAUGAACAUAGCGUGGGCAAUGAAGAGAAGGAGAAAGAGAUCCAUUUGCCUACUUGCGAAGUAGCUCAGCAUGAAUCCAGAGCUUGGGAUUCAUUGAGUGAAUCUGAUAAAUUCUUGCCCACAACUGAUCCCAAGCCUGAGGAAUCUUCUGAUUAUGCAGACAGUUCAGAACCAGCAGAGAAUGAGAAUAAGUCAAACCCAUUCUGUGACCAUCAAGAUAGCAGUCCUGAAGGCUGGAAUUUCUCACCACUAAAGACGGAAAUGCAGAUGACAGUGGUAGAUAAGGAGAGGCAAUCCUCUCCAGAAGCAAGGAAUAAUGGAGAUACUCCAUGGCAAAUAUCUCCCAAAACAGAACCAAAGAAUGAAAACUAUUCUAAAUUGGAAAUGCUUGGCUUCUCAACCGAGAGCACCGAGUGGUGGAAUGCCUCGCCACAGGAAGGGCGACCAAUUGAAAGCGCAUUUGAAGGGGAACUGUCUAAUCCAAGUGACAUGUCAGAGAUGAAUUCUUCAGCAUAUCAAAAGAUGGGUCCCUGGGGAGUACCCAUUCAGGGUGAUGCUGAUUCCAUGGCAACACAUUGUACAAGUCCUUUCAGCGAUAAACAUCAGUCACCCUUUCAGGAUAGUGAUGGAGAAAGCUCCCAUCAGCAACUAUGGAACAUUCAACCAAGAGAGCCAGACCCAGAAGCUGAUCAGCUUAGCCAGCUUGUAAUAUUGGACCAAAUUAAAGAAAAAGACUCAAGAGAGCAAGCCUCCUUAUCUUCUAUGGGUGACGCACUCACUUCCGAAACACCUACCCAAGAGCGGUGUCAGAAUACAGCGCUGUCCGUCUGGGACCAGCCAGAACCAACACUUAUUCACACCAAUGAAAAUGGAUGUGUUAUAUCUAAUGUUUCAACUAUUGAGAGUCAAGAAGCAAUUUGGUGGGAACAGGAAAAAUCAUACCCUAGUGAAAUAACAAAUUCAAUGGUUGCCUCAGAAGAUUUCCCUGAUGUCAGUUCUUCCAACCAAUUUAUAAAGAAGUCAAGCUCUCAGUGGGAUGGCUCUACCCCUAGUGAGGAAUCCCAAGGCACUUUUGUUCCAGAUAUUCUCCAUGGCAACUUCCAAGAGGGUGGGCAACUGACCUCACCUUCACCUGACUUGUGGAUGGAGGCAAAGCAGCCCUUCAGCUUGGAAGCAAAUGGUGAGAAUCCUGACAUAUUGACUCAUUGUGACCAUGAUACUAAUUCUCAAACUUCCAACAGCCCUGAUUUAUGUCAUGAUUAUGAAGCAAAGCAAGAGAGUGAGCCUCAUAUCAGUGCUGAGGUGGAUUCUGAAGGGGAAUCCAGUGAGUUAUAUCUCACUGAGCAAAAGAUGAGUGAAGAACCCAAUCAAGAGUCUGGGCAGGAAUUUGUUCCAUACAAUUCAGAACUGUAUUCUGAAAAUGAAAUUGCACUGCCUUCAAUUUGUGAUCAAGCAAACACAAAUGGCUCAUCUCAGCCUGUCUCUCCUGAAAAUUCUCCUGAACCUUCUGAAAUAAAUAGUGAAGACAGUAGAGGUUUACAAGGACAAGAAAAAGGAGCUGAACCAGCUAUAGCAUCUGUUUUGGAACCUGUUGACUUAACAGUUCCAAUAGUUGAAAAUAUGGGAAUCAGUAUUUUGGUAACUCACCAAGAGCCAAUUAUGGAUGUCAACAGCUCUUAUAUGUCAGAGGACUUUUCUCCUGAGAAUCAGACAGAUGCAGGAGGUUUGGAAAAUCCUGUCACACUUCCUGGUACUUUGCUAGUGUCAGACGCUUGUCUGGAUGUAAGUGAAUCUGCCCUUGAUCACAGCUUUAGCACAUCCACAGGAACAAUAGAUGACAUGAGUAAACUGACAUUAUCAGAAGGAAACCUCGAAAUGUCAGUUGAUGGAGAUGCAGGCAAGCAAGAUAUCUGUUCCUCUGAAGCCUCAUGGGGGGAAUUUGAGUAUGAUGUCAUGGGCCAAAAUAUUGAUGAAGAUUUAAUGAAGGAGCCUGAACACUUUUUCUAUGGUGGUGACCCUCCUUUGGAAGAAGAUGCUCUGAAACAGUCGCUGACACCUUACACACCUCCCUUCGAUUUGUCUUAUCUCACAGAGCCUGCCCUUGGUGAGGAAAUGACAGAAGCAUCUGAGGUUCCAGAGGAUGAGUUUCUACAGACCAAAGCAGUAGAAAUUGUGCUUUCUGCCCAUCCUGACCAAAGAAGUAAAGAAGACGUCACUGACACUAAGAACAAACAGCCUGAACACCAGCUGGCUGUGCUGCAUAUUCAUGAAGACCCCGAGUCAGUUUCUUUGCCUGAAGGAGCAAACUCCAACCCUGAAUUGUCACCAUCAAACACUGACUGGGAGGUAGAAACAGAGAAUUCAGAUUCACCAGCAGGUGGAGAUAUAGUACCACAGAAUGGUGCCAGUGAGGAAAUAUUACAGUCGGAAGAAGAAAAAAUAAUUCCUACCAAAGAGCCUGAGCAGAUAGAACCAGAAUAUGGAGAAGAAAGACACACAGAGGAAAAUGAAGACCAUCAUGACCUACACAUGGAUUAUAUACUUGUAAACCAUGAAGAAAAUUUAUCCCCCAACCCAGACGCUGGUGAAGCAAAAGAAAGCACCUCUGAAUUAGAAGAGUUUCAUAGAGGUUCCAAAGAAACAGCAUUGCCAGAAACUCAGUUAGCAAGCUUCCCAGACUCAUGUCAGCUGGCCUUAGAUGAAAGCAAAGAUCACUCUGUAGAGACAAUGUCUCCCACAAAUGAUAAGAGACCAUCUCUAGAAAGCCCUGGCAAAGACCAGACUUGGAUGGUCUUGGGCCACAGUGAGGUUGGUGAUCCAUCACCCAAAGCUAAGGACUCAGAGCCAGAAGAGGCUGGUAAGACUGUGGAGCCAACCUCUGAUCUCAUCUUGGACAAGGGUCCCCAGAUGCAGAUUCUGGGAGAACUGAAGCCCCCAGAAACUUUAGCUCUAGAGGAAGCCUCUGGUUUGGACAGCCAAUCACGGAAGAGCAAGAGCCGAGGCCAGGCUGGCUCUGAUACAGUUAUGUUGCAGACUGUCACCCAUGACAAUGAAUGGGAAAUGCUGUCACCACAGCCUUCUCAGAAAAACAUCAUCCCUGAAAUGGAAAGGGAGGAGGAGACAGAGUUUCUUGAGCCCAGAAAAAGGAAACCAAGACCAAAAGGACAACUGUCAGAGGAUGUAGGAAUGGACAUUCCCUGUGAGGAGGGAAUGCUGAGUCCCAGUGCAGCAGACAUGAGACCUGAUCCUCCUAAUUCUCUGGAUCUUGAUGGUACUCAUCCACGGAGAGUCAAGCUCACAGCCCCAAAUAUCAAUCUUUCUCUGGACCAAAGUGAAGGGUCUGUUCUCUCUGAUGAUAACUUGGACAGUCCAGAUGAAAUUGAUAUCAAUGUGGAUGAACUUGAUACUCCUGAUGAAGCAGAUUCUUUUGAGUACACUGGACAUGAGGAUCCUCCAGUAAAAAAAGAUUCUGGCCAAGAGUCAGAGUCUAUCCCAGAAUAUACAGCAGAAGAAGAGCGGGAGGACAACCGGUUGUGGAGGACCGUGGUGAUUGGAGAGCAAGAGCAACGGAUUGACAUGAAGGUUAUCGAGCCCUACAGGAGAGUCAUUUCUCAUGGAGGAUACUAUGGGGACGGUCUCAAUGCUAUCAUUGUGUUUGCUGCCUGCUUUCUGCCAGACAGCAAUCGGGCGGAUUACCACUAUGUCAUGGAAAAUCUUUUCCUAUAUGUAAUAAGUACUUUAGAGUUGAUGGUAGCUGAAGACUAUAUGAUUGUGUAUUUGAAUGGUGCAACCCCAAGACGGAAGAUGCCAGGGCUAGGCUGGAUGAAGAAGUGCUACCAGAUGAUUGAUAGACGAUUGCGGAAGAAUUUGAAAUCAUUCAUUAUUGUUCAUCCAUCUUGGUUCAUCAGAACAAUCCUUGCAGUGACACGACCUUUCAUAAGUUCAAAAUUCAGCAGUAAAAUUAAAUAUGUCAGUAGCUUAUCUGAGCUCAGUGGGCUGAUCCCAAUGGAUUGCAUCCAUAUCCCAGAAAGCAUCAUCAAGUACGAUGAAGAAAGAUCUUUUAAGAGAAGUGUGAGUAUUGACCUGAAGCUGAAAGAAAAGCCUUAGCUGGCCAUGGCUGAAGAAGAGGAUGGUUUUCUGCUUCAUAGUUCUGUUGAAACUUAUCUACCUGGAAGAGAUAGGGCUGAUGGUACUUUUUUCCACUUUGCACUACCUGGUGCCAUUCUAAAUUUCUAAGGGAAAAAACAAUGAGGGAAUUUGUUUACUCUUCACAUGUUUUUUGAAAUUGUGUGUAUUUUCCUAUUUUGCCAAGUAUGUGCCUCAAAGAUUUUAGUUGAACCUUAGCAAAAAAGUAGGACCUUCUAUUUCAAUAUUUCCUUACCCCUUGGUGCAGUGGCAUUUCAUCUCUUAGAUUGGUAUGGACAAAUAAGAUAACUUCAACCCACUGCUAAUUGUAAGUGGAUUUACUCCCAUAGGUUAGCUGGAUUUCUCCUUAGUGACCAUUUGAGGUUUAAAAUACACAGGGCUCAACUCUCCUUGAGAAGGUUCUCUCUGCAUAACUGUACCUUUAAAAUCCUAAGUUUGCUUAACACAGCCAUAAACUGAGACAGGUAUGAAAUCACAAUCAGUUAAGUGUCCAUUGGCUUUUGUUCACAUGAAUCAUCUCUAACUUCGUAAAAGGCAGUUAGGUGUUAUAGUUGAUAUCAGUCUUAUCAAAUUUGGCAUCAUGUUUUGGAUGAAUUGGUCUUUUAAAAAAUCAUCAUUUCUUCAGUGUGUGAUGAAGACCUCCACGUUGAGAAACUUAAGGAUCAGUGUCCACAUUUUUGGUAGCUGUCUGUACUGCAGGUGAUAAACUUACUUCAAGAUGUUACAUGUUAAACAUCAGUAUAUCAGUUUGUUCACCAACUUUGUUCACCGUUGCUGGCAUCAUUAUUAACAAUGCUCCUUUUUGCUGAAUCAUGUCUCCUUCUGGAGGAUGAGUUACAUGUUCCCCAUGUCCCCAGGAAUGAAUGGAGAACCCAGUGUUCAGUGGAGUGGAGUGAACCUGAGGACAGAGCUGUUGAUACAGGGCUCUUGCUAGAGUCCAGCAAACACAUUAACAAUCUAACCAUUCACGCUUUCUUUGAACUUGUCAAAUUUGCCCAUGGAAGACUACUCAGGAGUCGUUGAAGCUUCACCUUCCUACAUGGAAACUAAGGGCAUCUUUCCCAAUUACUGAUUUUGUUUGGGCUGCUCUAUGGGCUGUGUAACCAUUCUGAUAGUUAGCAUCUGAUAUUUUAUUAUCUUAAAAAGAUAAAUUAAUUUAAUUGCACGUGUUAGAGAAAAGCCACCAUGUAAAUUCAAUCCAAGUCAAUAGCAUACUAGAAGAACCUACAAAAAACUCCCUAAGCAGAUAGGUAGACAGAUGUAAACAUUCACAUCAUUAGCUAUCUAACACUUUCAUUCUGACCAUUCUUGCUUGGGUUCUGACUUCUCGAAACUGGUUUGCACUUUUCCUGUGAUUGGUAGUCGAGGGAACCAAGGGGGUCGCUGGGGCGAAAGUAUUAUUUUCUCAAAGUGGCAACUGCUCUUUACUAGUUGCUUGAUUAAAAGAAGGAACAAAAAUAUGCAUAGAAGAUAUUGUCAAGGAGUGAGAAAAUUUGUUGCAGGGCAAAAGCUAAGUGCAAGGAACCCCGAAGUUCCUGUGGAAGCCUUACAAUGUUUUUAGGGUUUAUCUUCUAAACAUGUAGAAGUCACUACUCCAGGUCUUUGUGUUAUGGUCUCAUCUUAAGUAUUUAGUUAAUGGAACUACAGUCCCAAUUCUCAUCUAAUCGCCAUGCCUCAGUAGCUUGCUCCCUUAGAAAUGUUUAGAUGUGCACAAAUUAAACUUUUAUAUAUUUAGAGUUUUUUCUACCAUGUAUUGGAUUGCUCUGAAUAAAGUAUCUAUUAGACUUUGUUUUGGUAAAUAAAUUCUUCCUAGUGUGGAUUAAUAAUAUAAAAAUAUGUGAUGAGACAAUAUAUAUAAAUAUAUAUCUCCUCUCUGUAUAAUUCAGAAAUAAAACUU
This is a messenger RNA of Talpa occidentalis (Iberian mole), 11170 nucleotides long. RefSeq names its product prune homolog 2 with BCH domain (gene PRUNE2). Gene Ontology annotation, cellular component: cytoplasm. Lineage: Eukaryota; Metazoa; Chordata; Mammalia; Eulipotyphla; Talpidae. The transcript has 18 exons. Gene Ontology annotation, biological process: apoptotic process. Gene Ontology annotation, molecular function: pyrophosphatase activity. The record is from RefSeq and is a predicted model, not a curated record. Bases 88 to 9234 code for a protein of 3048 amino acids.